UCAUGGAAGUUGAUGGAAAUGGAGAGCAUGUUGUUGAUGGGAUUGAAGAGCAAGCUUUCAAUGAAACUGCCGACAAUUAUUCAUGUGCUGUUGAGGUUAAUGAUAAAGAACCAUACACUGGAAUGAAAUUUGGUUCACAAGAAAAUGCUCAUUCAUUUUACAGGGAUUAUGCUAAAGUUGUCGGGUUUGGAAUAUCAACUAAACAUAGUCGUCGUUCAAAAGCUUCGAGACAGUUUAUUGAUGUGACUUAUGCUUGCACAAGAUAUGGGAAGCAGCGGGAAUCCAUUGCACAAAAUCCACGUCCUUGUUUGAAGGUGGAAUGUGAGGCUAGCUUACGUAUAAAAAGAAAUUGUGAUGGAAACUGGAUUGUUCACAAUUUCAUUAAACAUCAUAACCAUGAACUUUUUCCAGGAUAUGCACAUUAUUUUCCUUGUCACAGAGGAAUCAAUAAAGCUCAAAAGCAUUGUAUUGAAAAUUGGCAACAUGCUGGAGUGAGAACAAGCCAAAUUUACGAUGCAAUGGCCAAACAACAUGGAGGAUAUGAAAACAUUGGUUGCUUGGAGAAAGAUAUCAGAAAUCAUUUAGAUAAAGGUCGGCGCUUGGCUUUAGAAUCAGGAGACGCAAAUGCAAUGUUGGAGUGUUUUAUGCACAUGCAAGAAGAAAACCCAAAAUUCUUUUAUGCAAUAGAUUUGGAUGAUGAGGAUCGUAUAAAAAAUGUAUUUUGGGUUGAUGCAAAAGGUAGAGAUGACUAUCAAGAGUUUGGAGAUGUGAUUUCGUUUGAUACCACAUAUAUCACAAAUAAGUACAAAAUGCCAUUUGCUCCUUUUAUUGGUGUAAACAAUCACUUUCAAUCAAGGUUACUUGGUUGUGCAUUACUCUCAGAUGAGUCCACACAUACUUUCACAUGGUUGAUGAAAACAUGGCUCAGAGUAAUGGGUGGAAAACCUCCGAAUGCAAUUAUAACUGAUCAAGAUAGAGCAAUGAAAGCAUCUAUUAAAGAGGUAUUUCCUAAUACUCGACAUCGUUUUUGUCUUUGGCAUAUACUUCGUAAGGUGCCCGAGAAGCUUAGUCAUGUAUUGAGUAAACAUGGAGACUUCAUGAUAUAUCUCAACAUAUGCAUUUAUAAGUCUUGGUCAAAACAACAAUUUGAAGAUUCAUGGCAUGAAAUGGUAGAAAAAUUUCAACUAUCGAAAGAUGUGUGGAUUCACUCUUUAUAUGAAGAACGUGAACAUUGGGUUCCUGUUUACAUGAAGGAUACUUUUUUUGGUGGCAUGUCAACUACUCAGAGAUCAGAGAGCAUUAAUUCAUUUUUUGACAAAUAUGUAUGUAAGAAAACUACAUUACGGGAAUUUGUUGAAAAAUAUAAGGUUGCUUUACAAGAUAGAGAAGAGGCGGAAAUGCAAGCUGAUUUUAAUACAUGGCACAAACAACCUGUUCUUAGGACUCCAUCACCUUUUGAGAAGCAAAUGUCAAUGAUUUAUACACAUGAAGUCUUCAAAAAAUUUCAAGUUGAAAUUUUGGGAUUAUCUGGAUGUCGUAUUGUGAAAGAGCAUAAAGAUAAUCAAGUUAACACUUUUAAAAUCUUUGACUUUCAGAAAAAUGAAGAGUUUAUUGUAGAGUGUAAUGUAUCAAAAGAGGAAAUAUCAUGCAUAUGUCACUUGUUUGAGUAUAAUGGAUAUCUUUGUAGACAUUCAUUAAUGGCACUCCAAGCUGUUGGUGUAUUUGCUGUCCCGCCACAUUAUAUAUUGAGAAGAUGGACCAAAGAUGUUAGAAGCAAGCAUCACAAAAGGAAAAAGAAAGAUAGGUCCUGA
Molecule: messenger RNA, 1811 nt
Organism: Trifolium pratense (red clover)
Lineage: Eukaryota; Viridiplantae; Streptophyta; Magnoliopsida; Fabales; Fabaceae
Product: protein FAR-RED IMPAIRED RESPONSE 1-like
Exons: 2
Coding region: 3-1811 (602 amino acids)
Biological process (GO): regulation of DNA-templated transcription
Molecular function (GO): zinc ion binding
Source: RefSeq, a predicted model, not a curated record